AUGAGAUCAAAAAUCCAGGAGAAAUAUGGUCAAAAAUCCAAAGAAAACAAGGGAUUUUGGUCAGGGGACAGAACUGGGAGUGCAGGGGCGGUGCCAGCCCGUGGGAAGGUGGCAGUGGGCAGUGCCACCAGCUGUCCCCACCGUCCCUGCUGUCCCCAGGGCGCCGAUCCCCACGCGCUGGCCAAGGAGAGGGAGAGCGCGCUGGCCCUGGCCAGCAUGGGCGGCUACACCGACAUCGUCACCAUGCUGCUGGACAGGGACGUGGACAUCAACACCUACGACUGGUCUGGCUACGCCGUGCGCGGGAACCACGUCAAGUGUGUGGAGGCCCUGCUGGCCGGCGGCGCAGACCUGACGGAGGAGGCGGAUUCGGGGUACACCCCCAUGGACCUGGCCGUGGCCUUGGGACACAAGAGAGUCCAGCAGGUGAUCGAGAAUCACAUCCUGAAGCUGUUCCAGAACAAGAAAAAGAGGAAGAAAUGAAGGAGCAGCUCCAGCUCUCCCCAGGCUCACCGUGGCAAAAUCCAGGAAUUUCUGCCCUCCGUGGAUCCGAGCCCCUCCUAAAAUCCAGGGACCUGAAUUCCAGCCCUGGCUGGGCUCUGCUGCUCCGCGUUUUCUGUUGGAAUUAAACUCUUAAUUGGAAUUAAGUUUGGGAGCAG
This is a messenger RNA of Ficedula albicollis (Collared flycatcher), 659 nucleotides long. It is a transcript of the gene RFXANK, whose product is annotated as regulatory factor X associated ankyrin containing protein. Gene Ontology annotation, cellular component: nucleus. Bases 1 to 483 code for a protein of 160 amino acids. Lineage: Eukaryota; Metazoa; Chordata; Aves; Passeriformes; Muscicapidae. The record is from RefSeq and is a predicted model, not a curated record. The transcript has 5 exons. Gene Ontology annotation, molecular function: protein binding. Gene Ontology annotation, biological process: regulation of transcription by RNA polymerase II.